Molecule: messenger RNA, 438 nt
Organism: Dermacentor albipictus
Lineage: Eukaryota; Metazoa; Arthropoda; Arachnida; Ixodida; Ixodidae
Source: RefSeq, a predicted model, not a curated record
AUGGACGACCCUGACAACGACACAUUGGCUCGCGAUGAUGGGCUCAGCUUCAGCGAUUUAUGCACUGAUGAACGUGACCUGCUGCUGAGGGCUCGCGCUGCCGGCGUCGUUGCGUACUUCUACUACGGCGGCCUCGACAACGGCUCUCCGGAGCGCGAAGGCAACGAGGACUCCAACGAUGUGACCUCGGGUGACGAAGACCGUCUGGACAUGCUCUCGUGCGAAUGUGGACAGUGCCAGGUGCUGACGAACUUUCUUGAGCAGGAGUGUCUGUGCUGUCGCGAGAUGGGUGCACCCGUAACUGUUGCCCAAUCACAGGGUUGCAUCAUGGAGCACCCGGACUUAAAUGUUCUCUGUCUGAACAUUGCCGCGCUCCGUGUGGCGUACCUCGAACUUCGUUCAUGGGAGCACACCAUGUACGAUGAAAUGCGCAAGUAA